Messenger RNA from Bactrocera neohumeralis, 1224 nucleotides. RefSeq lists its product as uncharacterized. Gene Ontology annotation, cellular component: extracellular region. Gene Ontology annotation, molecular function: chitin binding. The record is from RefSeq and is a predicted model, not a curated record. Lineage: Eukaryota; Metazoa; Arthropoda; Insecta; Diptera; Tephritidae.
AUGUGUUUCAGUCAAAAGCAUUUUUUCGUAUUAUUGCUGACUGCAGUUUUAACAGUUAUAGCUGCUGUGGAUCGGAAUCCGAAAAAGCGUCAAAUAUAUCGUGAACAAGUCUUGCCGCAUGCGGGUGGCAAAAUUCCCGACACAGCUUUCGAAACCGAUCGGCUCUUUUUGAAUCGCCUGCAAUCUAACGGUAUCUCUGUACCAGAUGGAGUAGUGACUGAACAGCGAAAUCCGCAAGUCUAUCAAUACCACGACAAAAGUCCCAGGGUGCUCUUUCAAAUAGCGCUUAGCUCGGAUGGUCGUUACACGCCCGUCGAAGGCAAAUAUCAUCACCAGAAUGCCCCAUCGAUUGAGACCACCUACCUCUAUCCACAAAUACACGGACUUAACCGAUGCAACCCCGCGAAGAGCGCCUAUCCGACAUACCGACAACUGCAGUUACACAAUUCACAACUCAAUCAAGUGAAGUUGCAGCCAAAGAAGAAGACACAAUAUCUCGAUAUAACACCGAGUCUGCACAAAGGCCAUGGCAAUGCAUAUCGGACCCAAACAUACCAGAAUUUCAACAUUAUCAACGCGCCAAUAGUGCCCGCAAGCGGAGCAGCGGCAGCGGCGACGGUGUCGUCAGGGAGCGCCAACAAAUUUGACUACUUAGUACCGAAUGUGGAUAGCUCGGCACAUUUAUUGAAAAACAGAGUUGUAAUUAAAAAAAUGAAUGGGCAACGUGUGACAUUGUGCUGCAGCUUAUUGCUCGCAUGCGCUUACCUUGCGGCAUCGAUAGCGGUGGAAGUGCAGACCUUUGGCCAUCUCUACCAUCCACCAACCGAAGAGCGUCGCCGAGAAGAAAAGCAAGAUCUCUCAAAAAUACCCGGUGUACCGGGUGUCGACUAUCCGAUUUAUCACAAAGUGCCGCACACGAAUUUCCAUUGUGCCAACGUGCCAGCCGUGCCGGGAAUGUAUGCAAAUGUUGAGACCGGCUGUCAGGCCUAUCAUGUUUGUCACGACGGACGCGAAGGCCAUCAAGGCGCAGAAUUUCUCUGCACUAACGGGACUAUUUUCAAUCAAAAGGAGUUCGCAUGCGAUUGGUGGUACAAUGUUAAAUGCGAAGAGGCGGUCAAUUACUAUCACUUGAAUUCGGAUCCUGAACACAAUCCUUACUUCCAAAAGAAAAAGGAACCGGAAGUGGAACAAAAUGAACACGAAGGCUUCUAUAUUCACGCAUAA